Molecule: messenger RNA, 4477 nt
Organism: Lates calcarifer (barramundi perch)
Lineage: Eukaryota; Metazoa; Chordata; Actinopteri; Centropomidae
Gene: fli1
Product: Fli-1 proto-oncogene, ETS transcription factor
Exons: 10
Coding region: 241-1641 (466 amino acids)
Biological process (GO): cell differentiation; regulation of transcription by RNA polymerase II
Cellular component (GO): nucleus
Molecular function (GO): sequence-specific DNA binding; DNA-binding transcription factor activity, RNA polymerase II-specific
Source: RefSeq, a predicted model, not a curated record
AUUGGUCGCGGCUCUCCCAUCUCAGCAACAUUUCCAUUCAUACACCCGGCGCUCCUUUUCAGCCCCCUUUCAAAAUAACUCACUGUCAUCGUCAUUGGGAAAACGGUUUUGCCUGGACGGGACUAAUUAUUUAGAAAUUGGAGUGAGGAGUGAUUAAAUCGAAAAAGACCAAACGACCGACACACUAACGACAGGGCCCACCGGACACUGAGCACCCUUGGGCCUGUCUGUCAAGUAGACAUGUUUCAAACUGUCCCUGACACGUCGUCUUACGUUAAGGUAAGACACCACCGUCUCUUCGAUCAGGAGGCGCUAUCAGUGGUGAGUGAAGACCAGUCCUUAUUUGAGCCUCCGUACGCUGCUGCUGCCCCUCUCCCCAAGACAGACAUGACUGCAUCUGGCACACAGGACUACGGCCAGACUCACAAAAUCAACCCCUUACCCCCACAGCAGGAGUGGAUCAACCAGCCAGUGCGGGUCAACGUCAAGAGAGAAUAUGAGCACAUGAAUGGAUCCAGGGAGUCUCCAGUGGACUGCAGUGUGGGUAAAUGCAAUAAGCUGGUGGGGGGUAAUGACACAUCUCAGAUGAACUAUGGAAACUACAUGGAUGAGAAGAAUGCCCCUCCCCCUAACAUGACCACCAAUGAGCGGAGAGUCAUUGUACCUGCAGACCCGUCGUUGUGGUCCCAGGACCAUGUGCGCCAGUGGCUAGAGUGGGCCAUCAAGGAGUACGGCCUGUUAGAGAUCGACACGGCCAUGUUUCAGAACACAGACGGCAAGGAGCUCUGCAAGAUGAGCAAGGACGACUUCCUCCGGCUCACCACCAUGUACAAUGCUGAAGUGCUUCUCUCUCAUCUCAAUUACCUCAGGGAAAGUAGCUCAUCAUUAUCCUACAAUACACCAGCUCACACAGACCCAUCCCCACGCCUGGCUGCCAAAGAGGACCCUUCAUAUGAUGCUGUACGGCGGACAGGAUGGUCAAACAACAUGCACAGCGGCAAAGGCUCACCAGUGGUUACCCAAAAUGUGACCAAGUCCACUGAGCAGCCUAGAGCUCAGCCAGAUCCUUACCAGAUCCUGGGUCCCACCAGUAGUCGCCUAGCCAACCCAGGUUCAGGUCAGAUCCAACUGUGGCAGUUCCUCCUGGAGCUUUUGUCUGACAGCUCCAACGCCGGCUGCAUCACCUGGGAGGGCACCAAUGGUGAGUUCAAGAUGACAGACCCCGACGAGGUGGCGCGGCGCUGGGGCGAGCGUAAGAGCAAGCCCAACAUGAACUACGACAAGCUGAGCCGUGCACUGCGCUACUACUAUGACAAAAAUAUCAUGACCAAGGUGCAUGGCAAGCGCUACGCCUACAAGUUCGACUUCCAUGGCAUUGCUCAGGCACUGCAGCCGCACCCUACCGAGUCUUCCAUGUAUAAGUACCCCUCGGACCUAGCCUAUGUGCCUUCCUACCAUGCCCACCAGCAGAAGGUCAACUUUGUAUCCCCACACCCUCCAUCCAUGCCCGUCACCUCCUCCAACUUCUUUGGACCCACUGCUCCGUACUGGAGCUCGCCCACUGCAGGCAUCUACCCCAACCCAAAUGUUCCCCGCCACCCAAACACCCAUGUGCCUUCCCAUCUGGGCAGUUACUAUUAAAACAUCCCUUUCUGUCCAUCCACACCCCCCCCCUCCCCACAACGAAGUCCACAAUUGCUGACCUGCACUCCCAGUGACGCCAAACCAAUGAAGACUGAAUUGAUAGAGGCAUUUGUCCUCUGAAGAAAUUUUGCUCCUAAAUGAAGGAUGAUUAAAUUGAAGGAGUUUUUUAUAUGUAAGAAUUUAUAAACAACUGGAUGCUAUGCUCCAAAAUGGAAUACUACUUAAUUUUACAAGACUAGCAACUGUUUGUUUAUGUUUUUUGGACGUGCAUCUGAGUUUUCUGUGCCUUUCUGUUACCCAUCCUCCUGAAAGCUGCACCUACAGGUGUCCUUCCCAAACCAAAGCCUGAGGACAGCUGAAAGAAGCCGAGUCUGUCUGCCUCCCCACCCUGCUACAGUACCAGACAUGGGCCUAUUAUUUAUGGGUCUCAAUCUACAUCCUCCUCAGUACAUUAUGUACAUUAUGCUUUGAAGCAUCUACCUUUUUCCGCUAGUCUACAGCCUUGCCGGGGUUUCUUAUUCCCACCGCAUUUACCCUUCUGUUUCCACUGUCUCCAUCUGCUUGUCUGUCCAUCUGCAUCUUUUUAUGUGUGUGUAGAGAGUCUUCUGGAAUUCGCUGGAUAAGGAGGGGCUCUCAAAGAGAUGGACUUUUCUCAGCACUGAAUGAAAUUUGGCAACUGGAAUAUGCCAUUCACAAUUUAAUUUAUCCUCCAAACUGGAAGGCUAGAGAAGAGUUAAAUGCCAGAGAAGGAAGCGCUGUAUGUUUUGCUGACCUGGGUCAACUCAGUUACUUAAAAUGCUCUCUGUGUGUCGUGUGUGGAGUUCAAGAUGGGGUGAUGUGUACAGUUGACUCGUUUGUGCUGGGAAAGCCGAGUCAAGAUGUAAUUGAAGUAAUUUGCAACAAUAAUUCAACCCAGGUCAGGAUGUUUUCAGGGGGCCACACACUAGGCUAUUAAAUGUUUGCCAUGUUGUUGCCUUUCGGCCAUGCCAUUUCCAGAUGUUUUGUUGCUCGACCAUGUCAGUAUUAAUGUGAAUGUCUUCUGGUUUGUGAACACGCGUAAAAGGGAUACCCUGCAGCAAAAUCAAAAUUUGUCAGAUGUUUUCAUUUUGUAAAAACAUUUAAUGGAGAAAUGAAUUCCUUCACACUUCACACAAGACCAUGACCACCUGCACCUGUCUAAAUCUAAAACAUGAGACUGCCUUUUUGCAGAUGCGAUUAUGUAGGUGUUAUCUACAUGAAAAAGCUUGAGGUUAUAUGUUGAUAAGUAGAUGUUUUUGUUUGUUUGUUUUUAUCCAAAGGACCUUAGAGUGCCAUGAGUGCCUCUACUUUUACGGAGAUGGUUUACUAUGUGCCAUAAUGAGACCCAAAAACUUAACCAUCUGUGUGUUAGUGCCACAACUUAACUGCUGUUAUAUACCAUAUAUUUUCUAUAUAUUAAGGAUAAAACAGCAUUACAUCUUAAAAAUGAGGAUAGUAGGAUAUGCAUAUUAUUUCUAUGUCUGACCAGAAAUCUGACAAUUUUUGAUUUUGAAGUGCACUCCGACAGCUGCCCUAGUGUCUCCUUCCUCUAUGUAGGCCAGUCAGGACCAUAUAGGUCAGCACAGAGAAGUGGCUUAGCAGUAAGUCAUGUUAGUCGACAGUCAAGUUGCAUUUUUUUUUUUUUUUUAAUGGGGCUGGAUCCUAGUUUGAGAGCAGCAUGUGUGUUUGAAUGUUAGUUUCUCACUGAUCUAGAGCCCAGCAAAAUGCACAUGAAUCUCAAGUCAGGAUGUAAUCAUCAUCAUGUAACAGUAUCAUGUCAAAACAUAUCCAUCUUCAGGUGUUCAAAGCUGUUAAUAGCAAACGUAUUCCUUUAGAGUAACUGAAAAUGGACACUUGAAAAUAAAUUACUUGGGACUAAGUAGUUUAUCUGAGAAAAAACCAAUAAAGUAUGACGAGAUGAAACAAAGAAAUCCUCAGAUUCGCAAACGCUGUGCGUUUGUCAGACCUAUUUUUUAUUAUUUUAUAAGCAUCAGUCAACUAGGCAUUAAAGCAACUUACUGUAUAAAUUAUGCAGAGUUAUUUUCAUAUGUGACACAGUAUAAAAAAGUCAAGAGAAUUAAUACGAGUUGACCUCGGUCAAAAAUGCAAACCUUUUAAGUCCAUUUCUGCUAAGUAGUUUGUUCAGCAUUUAAGCGUUUUUAUAUCUGUACAUUUGGGCAAUACAUUUUAACAGUUUUUGUUUUCUUGUUAUUGUUAUUGUUUCCGAAAUCCAGUGGUAACAUCCUAAAUGCCUUUAAGUGGACAAGAUAUUUUCUUGUAUUCUUAAAACCACAAAUGCCUGCUUAAAUCAUAAUCCAAUAGCCAGGGACUCCUUUACUCUAUAUGCAACAUGUGAUUAAGAUGGUUUGUUUCCAUUUCAAAUCACUUUUUUUAUGCCAGAUAGCCCUGGGGUUGGUAGCUUUUCCUGUGCAUUAAAGAAUUUCAGGUAUUUUAUGCAAAAUAAUACCAACAGUAUUAAUAUCCACAAACAGCUUCUCCUGAAAAUUUAUAGCUUUAAAAGAACAAAUAAAAAAGGGAACAUGUAAUUUGUAACAUAAAGAAAUUAUUGUAAUGUACCCUUAACUUCCAUGUUUCACAAGCAUUAUCAAUGAAAAGGGAUCUGUGCUACUUCAUAUAUGCAAUGUAUUUUGGAUAUCAAAUAUAUAUAUAUAGUAUAUAUAUAUGUGUGUGUGUAUAAUUUUACAAUUAACCAAUGUAUUAUUAUUAUUAUUGUCAUUCCUGAAAUGUAUGAAUACCUUUUGGAAAAGGCCUUUUGUAUAGGAAAAUGUGACAAAAUAAAUGUUUUUACCUCUCA